AUGAAACGACAAAUAGCGAAUCGUGGCAGGAUCUGCAAGUAAGAUAUAGUAGUUGACAAGGGCAAAAUAGGAAAUUCACAAUCUCAAUAAUGCAGACUAUGCUCGCAAUAUAAAGAGCUUUGAUCAUGACCAAUUCAAAGAUCAAACACACUAGACCUCAAGGCUCAAUUCUCAAAUCCAAUGCCCAACUCAUCACGAGCUAUCCCUGAAAAUGACAGAAAUGCCCUCGUACGUUGUUGGAAACCCUAUUUUCGAGCCUUACAAGCCCAAGAAACAACAAUACAAAUUGUACUCUUCGUUGCUCCCGAUCAUCUUAUCUAUCUUCACCUACAUUUUGAUCUUCCACGUUCUCGACGUGUCUCCUUUGUCGAUCUUCAACGACACGAAGAUCUUGUUUGUCAUCUCCAACGCACUUAUCAUCAUCAUAGCCGCCGAUUACGGAGCAUUCACUGAUAAAGAGAACCACGAUUUUUACGGAGAAUACACAGCCUCGAUGACAAGAGGUGCACGAGAAAACCCUAGACCGGAAAACUUGGGAUAUCGGGUGGAUAUGGCGGAAGAAAUCAAGAACCGUGAGAAACAAGAAGAACUAACGGGAGAAAGAGACUUACAACUUCAGUAUUUGCCUAACAAGAAAGCGAAAGUUCCUGAGAGAAUCAUUCAAGCCGUGAGCAAGAACCAACCGAGAAACACAACUAUCCAAAAGUUCGAGCCAAUGACUGAGAAAAACAUUCCUAUAAAAGCUGCCAAAGAAGAAACUUGCACAGCAAGAAAGGUGAACUCUAAACCGUACGGGAGAAGCAAAUCGGAUAAGGCUCGUGGGUCAAUGGUAACCAAGGAAAGCCGUCGUCAAGACAUCAAACAUAGACCUAAAAGUUACGAUCGAAGCCAGUCGGAUAGCUCGAAAUGGAUGGUUGUUCACAAGGUGACAAAGGCUGAGGAGAUGGAGAUGGCGACGAAGAAGUGGGAGAAUGUAAGAGAAGAGUCGGAGGAGUUCUCGAAGAUGUCAAACGAGGAGUUGAACAGACGAGUCGAAGAUUUCAUCCAACGGUUCAAUCGAGAUAUCAAACGACAAAUUUAGUUUAAUGUAAUUUGUUGUUGUACCGAUACGGCAAAUUUAGUCAACCUUUUUGUGUCAUUUCCUUCUUCUUCUUUUUUGUCAUUCUUGCAUCUUGUUUAUUAUAUCUAUUUUGCAUGUUUGUGCAUUUGUCGUUAGAGUUGGUAAUGAGAUCAUGGAGAUAAUUAAUCGUUAGUUUAAUUUC
Arabidopsis lyrata subsp. lyrata is the source of this 1262-nucleotide messenger RNA. RefSeq lists its product as uncharacterized. NCBI's taxonomy places the organism in Eukaryota, Viridiplantae, Streptophyta, Magnoliopsida, Brassicales, Brassicaceae. The coding region runs from base 212 to 1081 and encodes 289 amino acids. The transcript has a single exon. The record is from RefSeq and is a predicted model, not a curated record.